Molecule: messenger RNA, 15189 nt
Organism: Chrysemys picta bellii (western painted turtle)
Lineage: Eukaryota; Metazoa; Chordata; Testudines; Emydidae
Source: RefSeq, a predicted model, not a curated record
UUCCAGUACAAAUUAGAGCAGCAACGUAGGGGGUGGUGGCAACGGGCCUUGACUGAGCUUGAAGGUGACGAGACGAGGGGAAGAGGAUGCUGUUUUUGGAGAGGAGCAUCAUAGAAGGUUCCCCCCCCCUCCUCCAUCUGUGUGUGUGUGUAAAAAUGGUCUGGCCACUCUGCCAGCCUGGAGAGGGCUGGAGACUGAAAAUGUCUUCUGAACCUUUUUGUCUGGCUGCUCAAAUUAGGUUUGAUUCCAAAUGGCUGAAGACAGAUUUACAGCUUGCUUUUACACGAGAUGGACUCUGUGGCUUGUGGAAUGAAAUGGUGAAAGAUGGUGAAAUUGUAUACACUGGAACAGAAUUAGCACAAAGUGGUGAACUACCUCUAAGAAAAGAUGACAGCAUUGAAUGCCAGACUGGAUCAAAGAAGGAAGAACAAAAUGACAAAGAAAAGAAAGAUGAAGAGGAAACUCCACUACCUACUUAUAGGGCCAAAUCGAUUGUUGAGAGUUGGGUGUGGGGUAAACAACCAGAUGUGAAUGAGUUGAAAGAGUGCCUGUAUGUGCUGGUGAAGGAACAGCAAGUUCUAGCCACACAAACUGCCACGACAACUCUUUCGGCUCUGCGGCUGAAGCAGAGGCUAGUUGUUCUGGAACGAUAUUUCAUUGCAUUGAACAGAACUGUUCUUCAGGAGAAUGUCAAGGUUAAGUGGAAAAGCAGUAGUAUUCCUCUGCCUGCUGCGGACAAGAAAAGUCCCAGACCUAUAGGCAAAGGUGUAGAAGGACUUGCACGAGUGGGAUCCAGAGCAGCACUUUCAUUUGCAUUUGCAUUCCUUCGCAGAGCUUGGAGGUCAGGUGAGGAUGCAGACCUUUGCAGUGAAUUGUUACAAGAAUCUCUUGAUGCACUACGAGCACUACCGGAAGCAUCCCUUUUUGAUGAAGGGACUGUAUCAUCUGUAUGGUUGGAAGUUGUGGAGAGAGCUACUAAAUUCCUAAGGUCUGUUGUGACUGGUGAUGUACAUGGAGCUCCAAGUUCCAAAGGGCCAGCAAACAUUCCAUUACAAGACCAGCACUUGGCACUUGCUAUAUUGUUAGAGUUGGCAGUGCAGAGGGGCACACUAAGCCAAAUGUUGUCUGCUGUUAUGUUGCUGCUUCAACUCUGGGAUAAUGGAACAAGAGAGACAGAUAAUGAGCGAUCUGCACAAGGAACAAGUGCACCCCUUCUACCUUUGCUGCAAAGGUUUCAGAGCAUAAUCUGUAAUAAAGACAUACCUAACGCCGAGGAUGAGAUUCAGAUGCUGUCCUACUCCCUGAGUCCCAAUGAGAGUUUUCUGAGGUACCUGACUUUACCACAGGACAAUGAGCUAGCAAUUGAUCUGCGACAAACGGCAGUUGUGAUCAUGGCCCACUUAGAUCGCCUGGCCACUCCAUGCAUGCCUCCACAGUGUAGCUCUCCUACAUCUCAUAAGGGAUCUUUGCAAGAAGUCAUAGGUUGGGGUUUAAUAGGAUGGAAAUAUUAUGCUAAUGUGAGUGGUCCAAUUCAGUGUGAAGGACUUGCCAAUCUUGGAGUUAUGCAAAUUGCCUGUGCAGAGAAACGUUUUUUAAUCUUAUCUAGAAAUGGACGAGUUUACACGCAGGCAUACAACAGUGACACACUGGGACCACAGCUGGUGCAGAGUCUUGCUUCUAGAAAUAUUGUGAAGAUUGCAGCACAUUCAGAUGGUCACCACUAUCUUGCCUUGGCAGCAACUGGAGAGGUUUUCUCUUGGGGUUGUGGAGAUGGUGGAAGACUAGGCCAUGGAGACACAGUACCCUUGGAGGAACCAAAGAUGAUAUCUGCUUUAUCUGGAAAGCAGGCUGGGAAGAUCAGUGCAAUGUCUUCCUUUCUAGGCCAGGUGUGGUCUUGGGGCGAUGGAGAUUACGGGAAGCUAGGAAGAGGUGGCAGUGAUGGUUGCAAAACUCCCAAGUUGAUAGAAAAGCUUCAGGACCUGGAUGUUGUGAAAGUACGCUGUGGGAGUCAGUUUUCUGUUGCUUUAACAAAAGACGGGCAGGUCUAUUCCUGGGGGAAAGGUGACAAUCAGAGGCUUGGGCAUGGAACAGAAGAGCAUGUUCGAUAUCCUAAACUGCUGGAAGGCUUGCAAGGGAAAAAAGUGGUGGAUGUGGCGGCUGGAUCUACCCAUUGCUUGGCACUUACUGAGGAUAGUGAAGUGCACAGCUGGGGGAGCAAUGAUCAGUGCCAGCAUUUUGAUACUUUAAGGAUCACCAAACCAGAGCCUACUGCUCUCCCAGGAUUAGACAGAAAGCACAUUGUUGGAAUUGCUUGUGGGCCUGCGCAGAGUUUUGCCUGGUCAUCUUGUUCUGAAUGGUCCAUUGGUUUGCGUGUACCGUUUGUGGUGGAUGUUUGCCCAAUGACAUUUGAACAGCUAGAUCUCCUAUUGAGACAAGUGACUGAGGGAAUGGAUGGCACCUCUGACUGGCCACCACCACAGGAGAAGGAAUGUAUGGCUGUUGCAACCUUAAAUCUUCUAAGACUUCAGCUACAUGCUGCCAUCAGUCACCAGGUUGAUCCAGAAUGCCUUGGCUUGGGUUUAGGCAGCGUAUUGUUGAAUAGCCUGAAACAGUCCGUGGUAACUUUAGCAAGUAACGCUGGAGUUCUUAAUACUGUACAGUCAGCUGCUCAAGCAGUGCUGCAGAGUGGGUGGUCUGUGUUGCUGCCAACAGCAGAGGAGCGAGCUAGGGCUCUUUCAGCUCUCUUACCCAGUGCAGUUUCAGGAAAUGAAAUGAAUGUAAGUCCAGGCCGUCGAUUUAUGAUUGACCUCUUGGUGGGCAGUUUGAUGGCUGAUGGAGGUUUAGAGUCUGCAUUAAGUGCUGCUAUCACUGCAGAAAUUCAGGAUAUUGAGGCAAAAAAAGAAGCCCAGAAAGAAAAAGAAAUUGAUGAACAGGAAGCAAAUGCUUCAACACUUCAUAGGAGCAGGACUCCAUUAGACAAAGACCUUAUUAAUACUGGGAUCUAUGAGUCUGCAGGGAAGCAGAGUUUACCUUUGGUUCAACUGAUUCAGCAAUUACUGAGGAACAUCGCUUCGCAGACUAUAGCCAAGCUAAAAGAUGUGGCUCGUCGCAUUUCUUCCUGCCUAGACCACGAACAUUACAGUAAAGAGAGGUCUGCUUCUUUGGACUUGUUGCUGCGUUUUCAGCGUUUACUUGUUAGUAAACUUUACCCAGGAGAGAAUGUUGGACAGGUCCCUAAUACAUAUGGUCCUGAGCUUCUAGGAGUUGGUUCUCUGCUAAAGAAAUACACAGCACUUUUGUGCACACACAUUGGUGAUAUACUACCUGUGGCAAUCAGCAUUGCAUCCACUAGUCACAGACAUUUUGCAGAAGUAUCUCGGGUUGUGGAUGGAGAUUUAACAGGUGUUCUCCUUCCAGAGUUGGUAGUUUCUAUAGUGUUGCUUCUCAAUAAAAAUGCUGGACUGAUGCAGGAAGCGGGUGCUAUUCCUCUGUUGGCUGGCCUGCUAGAGCAUCUGGACAGAUUUAACCAUCUAGCACCUGGAAAAGAAAGAGAUGACAAUGAGGAUUUAGCAUGGCCGGGAAUAAUGGGUUCAUUUUUUACUGGCCAGAGCUGCAGAAAUAAUGAAGAGGUAACACUUAUACGUAAAGCUGAUCUAGAGAACCAUAAUAAAGAUGGAGGCUUCUGGACAGUGAUUGAUGGGAAAGUGUAUGAUAUAAAAGAUUUUCAGACCCAGUCUUUAACAGGGAAUAGUAUACUUGCUCAGUUUGCAGGUGAGGAUCCAGUUGUUGCUUUGGAAGCUGCCUUGCAGUUUGAGGACACAAGAGAGUCGAUGCAUGCCUUCUGUGUUGGCCAGUAUAUGGAGCCUGACCAGGAAGUGAUUACAACACCAGAUCUUGGCAGUCUGUCGUCACCUCUCAUAGACACAGAAAGAAAUUUGGGCCUUCUUCUUGGACUGCAUGCUUCCUACCUAGCAAUGAGUACAUCACUUUCUCCUGUGGAGGUUGAAUGUGCCAAAUGGCUUAAGUCAUCUAUCUUCUCUGGAGGCUUGCAGACCAGUCAGAUACAUUACAGUUACAAUGAGGAGAAAGAUGAAGACCACUGCAGUUCACCUGGGAACACUACCCCAAACAAAUCAAAACUAUAUUCACAUCGACUAACCUUGAGUGACCAUUCACAACCAUUUCUGCAAGCCAUUGCAGAUAACAAUAUUCAGGAUCACACUGUGAAGGACUUUUUAUGUCAAGUAGAGAGGUACUGCAAACAAUGUCACUUGACAACACCAAUCACAUUCCCUCCUGAGCAUCCUGUGGAAGAAGUAGGACGUUUACUCUUAUGUUGUCUUCUAAAGCAUGAAGAUUUAGGUCAUGUGGCAUUGUCUCUAGUACAUCCUGGUACCCUGGGAGUUGACCAAGUCAAACACAGAACCUUACCGAAAUCUGUAGUAGAUGUAUGUCGUGUUGUCUAUCAAGCAAAAUGCUCGCUAAUUAAGACACAUCAGGAACAAGGCCGCUCCUACAAGGAAGUUUGUGCUCCUGUCAUUGAACGUUUGAGAUUCCUGUUCAAUGAAUUGCGUCCUGCAGUCUGCAAUGACAUCUCCAUAAUGUCAAAGUUUAAACUUCUGAGCUCUUUGCCCCGAUGGAGGAGGAUAGCUCAGAAGAUAAUUCGAGAGAGAAGAAAAAAAAGAGUGCCAAAAAAAUCUGAAUCUGCUGAUGUGGAAGAAUCCAAAAUUGGAAAUGAGGAGAGUGACUUAGAAGAGUCAUGUGUUGUACCCCAUAGUCCUGUGUCUGUAGAUAAAAGGCCCAUGCCAGUCAAAUCACCUAAGGAUAAAUGGCAACCACUUUUGAGUACAGUUACAGGUGUUCAUAAAUAUAAAUGGCUGAAGCAAAAUGUCCAAGGCUUGUAUCCCCAGUCUGCUCUCCUCAACACCAUUGUUGAAUUUGCACUGAAAGAAGAGCCAGUGGAUGUAGAAAAGAUGAGAAAAUGUUUAUUGAAGCAGUUAGAAAGAGCAGAAGUUCGUCUGGAGGGGAUAGAUACAAUUCUGAAACUGGCAACUAAAAGCUUCUUACUCCCAUCUGUGCAAUAUGCUAUGUUCUGUGGAUGGCAGAGGCUUAUUCCAGAGGGGAUCAAUAUAGGGGAACCGCUCACAGACUGUUUGAAGGAUGUUGAUCUGAUCCCACCAUUUAAUAGAAUGCUGCUGGAAGUAACUUUUGGAAAGUUGUAUGCGUGGGCUAUUCAAAAUGUCCGGAACAUCUUGUUGGAUGCUAAUGUCAGAUUUAAAGAACUAGGUAUCCAACCUGUUCCUCUGCAAACCAUUACUAAUGAGAAUGCUGCCGGACCAAGUCUUGGGACCAUUCCACAAGCACGUUUUCUGUUGGUCAUGCUCAACAUGCUGACCUUACAGCAUGGUGCCAACACCUUGAACCUCCUUCUCAACUCUGGCAUGCUAGCGUUGACGCAAACCACGCUGCGGCUAAUAGGGCCUAGUUCUGAUAACACUGAAGAAGAUAUGAUUGCUGCUUCUCGGGGAGCUUCUGCCACAGUUUUGGAAGAGUCAAGGAAGGAAACCACACCAGUUCAGCUCCCUGUGUCUGGGCCAGAGCUGGCAGCCAUGAUGAAAAUUGGUACCAGGGUGAUGAGAGGGGUGGACUGGAAAUGGGGUGAUCAGGAUGGGCCCCCUCCAGGUUUGGGUCGUGUGAUUGGUGAACUGGGAGAGGAUGGCUGGAUUAGGGUUCAGUGGGACACUGGCAGUACAAAUUCUUACAGGAUGGGGAAGGAGGGAAAAUAUGACCUCAAACUGGCUGAGCCACCACCUGCAGCUCAACCCACAACAGAAGACUCUGAUACAGAGGAUGAUUCUGAAGGAGAACAAGCUGAAAGGAACCUUCACCCCACUUCCACGAUGCUGAUGAGUACCGUGAACUUGUUACAGACGCUCUCUCUCUCUGCUGGAGUCCAUGCUGAAGUCAUGCAGAAUGAAGCGACCAGAACUUUGUGUGGAUUGCUUCGCAUGUUGGUGGAGAGUGGAACGAUAGAUAAAUCAACUUCGUUGCCAAAUAAGUUGGUUUAUAAAGAGCAGCAUAGAAGCUGGUGCACGUUAGGAUUCAUUCGAAGUAUAGCACUCAUGCCUCAGAUGUGCAGCACGCUUAGCACAUCUCAGUGGAUAACUUUGCUAAUGAAAAUUGUGGAGGGGCAUGAAUCUUUCACUGCUGCAUCACUACAGAGACAGAUCCUUGCUGUGCAUUUAUUAAAAGCGGUACUUCCAUCCUGGGACAAAACUGAAAGAUCAAGAGACAUGAAAUUUCUUGUGGAAAAACUAUUUGGUUUCCUAGGCAGUCUACUUAGUACUUGCUCUUCAGAUAUCCCACUACUCAGAGAAUCUACUCUGAGGAGGAGGAAGGCCAGGCCUCAAGCAUCUCUAACUGCAACUCACAGCAGUACUUUGGCAGAAGAGAUAGUGGCACUGCUGAGGACACUCCAUUCACUAAGCCAGUGGAAUGGACUCAUAAACAAGUACAUCAACUCUCAACUAACCUCCAUCACCCACAUCUUUGCAGGAAAACAGUCAGAAGGGGCUGUUUUAGAAGAUUACUUCACUGAUUCUGAGAAUCCAGAGGUGGGAGGCUUAAUGGCUGUACUAGCAGUGAUUGGUGGAAUAGACAGUCGCUUGAGAUUAGGUGGACAAGUCGUUCAUGAUGAAUUUGGAGAAGGCACAGUGACGCGCAUCACACCAAAAGGAAGAAUCACUGUUCAAUUCUAUGACAUGCGAACAUGUAGAGUAUGCCCCUUAAGUCAACUAAAACCACUUCCAGUGGUGGCUUUUAAUGUGAACAACUUGCCAUUCACUGAACCCAUGUUGUCUGUCUGGGCUCAGCUGGUAAACUUGGCCGGAAGUAAAGUAGAAAAACACAGAAUGAAGUCUCCCAACCAGGGUCUUUCAGGUCAAGUGGAUUUGGAUCUGCUGAGAUGCCAACAGUUAAAACUGUACAUAUUGAAAGCAGGUCGAGCUCUGCUAUCUCACCAGGAUAAAUUAAGGCAGAUCUUAUCUCAACCAGCUGUACAAGAGGCUGGAUCGAUUCCCACAGAGGAUGGAGCAGUUGCAUCCCCUGACAUAGGAGAUAUGUCUCCUGAAGGACCUCAACUUCCCAUGAUCCUCUUACAGCAGCUUCUGACAGCUGCUACCCAGCCAUCGCCUGUGAAAGCAAUAUUUGACAAACAAGAGCUUGAGGCUGCUGCUUUGGCAGUGUGCCAGUAUCUAGCUGUGGAGUCCACUCAUCCUUCCACUCCACUGUUUGAAGACUGUAGCUCCAGUGAGGCCACAACACCCAUCACAGUGCAGCAUAUCCGACCUGCAAAAGUGAAGAAACGCAAGCAAUCUCCCAUUCCACCCCUCCCUAUUGUAGUUCAGCUUAUGGAAAUGGGAUUUCCUAGGAAAAAUAUUGAAUUUGCACUGAAGUCGCUCUCAGGGACCUCUGGAAGUGCUUCUGGAUUACCAGGAGUGGAAGCCUUGGUUGGUUGGCUGUUGGAUCACCCUGAUGUCCAGAUUACUGAUCUCUCAGAUGCUGAUACUGUGUCUGAUGAAUAUUCAGAUGAGGAGAUGGUAGAAGAUGUGGAAGAAGCUGAGGCUGCUUGUCCUGUCUCUAGUGGUGCUGUUGUUACAGAGAGCCAAACUUACAAGAAACGAGCUGAUUUCUUAAGUAAUGAUGAUUAUGCUGUGUAUGUGCGAGAGAACAUUCAGGUGGGGAUGAUGGUUAGAUGCUGCAGGACCUAUGAGGAAGUUUGUGAAGGAGAUGUAGGUAAAGUUAUUAAAUUGGAUCGAGAUGGACUACAUGACCUCAAUGUGCAAUGUGAUUGGCAACAAAAGGGUGGCACUUACUGGGUCAGAUAUAUCCACGUUGAGCUUGUAGGAUUCCCACCACAGAGUUCUCCUUCUCACAUUAAGAUUGGUGACAAAGUGCAUGUGAAAACCUCAGUUACUACACCCAAAUACAAAUGGGGAUCUGUUACUCACAGGAGCGUGGGGGUUGUAAAAGCUUUUAGUGCCAAUGGAAAAGAUGUCAUCGUAGACUUCCCUCAGCAGUCUCACUGGACUGGUUUAUUGUCAGAAAUGGAAUUGGUCCCCAGCAUUCAUCCAGGGGUCACGUGUGAUGGCUGUCAGAUGUUUCCUAUCAAUGGGCCUAGGUUCAAAUGUAGAAACUGUGAUGACUUUGACUUUUGUGAAACCUGUUUCAAAACCAGAAAGCAUAACACCCGGCAUACUUUCGGCAGAAUAAAUGAACCAGGUCAGUCUCCCGUAUUUUGUGGGCGUUCUGGAAAACAGCUGAAGAGACAUCAUAGCAGUCAGCGAGGAAUGCUACUGGAUGACUGGUCACGAAUUGUUAAGAAUUUGAAUGUGUCGUCUUCUGUGAAUCAGGCUUCACGUUUGAUUGAUGGCAGUGAACAAUGUUGGCAGUCUUCUGGCUCACAAGGAAAGCACUGGAUUCGUUUAGAGAUUUUCCCUGAUGUAGUUGUCCACAGACUGAAGAUGAUAGUUGAUCCUGCAGACAGCAGCUACAUGCCCUCUCUUGUUGUGGUUUCAGGUGGGAAUUCUUUAAAUAACCUUAUAGAGCUAAAGACAAUCAACAUUAACCCUGCGGACACCACAGUGCCUCUUCUUAGUGAUUGUAUAGAGUAUCACAGGUAUAUUGAGAUUGCUAUAAAGCAGUGCAGAAGCUCUGGAAUAGAUUGCAAAAUACAUGGUCUCAGCAUACUGGGGCGUAUCCGGGCAGAGGAUGAAGAUUUGGCUGCAGUCCCUUUCCUUGCUUCCGAUAAUGAGGAAGAGGAUGAUGAUAAAGCCAACACUGGGAGUCUUGUUAGGAAGAAGAUGGCAGGGCUGGAAUCAGCAGCUACCAUAAGAACCAAAGUUUUUGUUUGGGGGCUGAAUGACAAAGAUCAGUUGGGAGGACUAAAGGGUUCCAAGAUCAAGGUUCCUUCAUUCUCUGAAACGCUUUCUGCCUUGAAUGUAGUACAGGUAGCUGGUGGAUCCAAAAGCCUUUUUGCAGUAACUGUAGAGGGCAAAGUAUAUGCCUGUGGAGAAGCCACUAAUGGAAGACUUGGUUUAGGCCUGUCCAGUGGAACUGUGCCUAUUCCCCGACAGAUUACAGCUCUCAGUAAUUAUGUAGUGAAGAAGGUGGCUGUUCACUCAGGUGGCCGGCAUGCUAUGGCUUUAACUGUUGAUGGGAAGGUAUUUUCAUGGGGCGAAGGAGACGAUGGAAAACUUGGCCACUUCAGCAGAAUGAAUUGUGAUAAACCAAGACUGAUAGAAGCAUUGAAAACCAAGCGUAUCCGUGAUAUUGCUUGUGGCAGUUCUCACAGUGCUGCCAUCACAUCUAGUGGUGAACUGUACACAUGGGGCCUUGGAGAAUAUGGCAGGCUGGGUCAUGGAGACAAUACUACACAACUCAAACCGAAGAUGGUUAAAGUGCUUCUUGGUCACAGAGUCAUUCAAGUUGCUUGUGGAAGCAGAGAUGCUCAGACUCUGGCUUUGACAGAUGAAGGUUUGGUGUUUUCCUGGGGAGAUGGUGACUUUGGAAAACUGGGCCGAGGAGGAAGUGAAGGAUGCAACAUUCCUCAGAACAUUGAAAGACUAAAUGGCCAGAGUGUGUGCCAGAUUGAGUGUGGGGCUCAGUUCUCUUUGGCACUUACCAAAUCUGGAGUGGUGUGGACCUGGGGCAAGGGGGAUUACUUCAGGCUAGGUCAUGGCACUGAUGUUCAUGUGCGAAAGCCACAGGUUGUGGAAGGGCUGAGAGGGAAGAAGAUUGUACAUGUGGCUGUAGGUGCACUUCACUGCCUGGCUGUAACUGACACAGGACAGGUUUAUGCUUGGGGUGACAAUGAUCAUGGACAACAAGGCAAUGGAACUACUACAGUCAAUAGAAAACCCACUCUUGUACAGGGUUUAGAAGGCCAGAAAAUUACACGUGUUGCUUGUGGAUCUUCCCACAGUGUAGCAUGGACAACAGUGGAUGUAGCUACACCAUCUGUUCAUGAGCCAGUACUCUUCCAAACUGCUAGAGACCCUUUAGGCGCUUCUUAUCUAGGUGUCCCAUCAGAUGCAGAUUCUUCUGCUGCCAGUAACAAAAUCAGUGGUGUAAGCAGUUCCAAACCUAACCGCCCUUCCCUCGCUAAGAUUCUUCUGUCGCUAGAUGGGAACCUUGCCAAACAACAAGCAUUAUCUCAUAUAUUGACAGCAUUACAAAUCAUGUAUGCCAGGGAUGCAGUGGUUGGAGCACUGAUGCCUGCAAGUAUGAUUGCACCAGUGGAAUGUCCUUCUUCAUCCCCGGUCCCACCACCAGAUGCUGCUUCUACAGGGAGCCCUGCCAAUGGGGAAGAGUGUGUGCUAGCAGUGGAUGUCGAAGAGAGACUGAGUCCAAAUCCCUGGCAGGACAGGAGAGGAGAGGUUGUUUCUUCAGAAGAUGCUGUGACCCCCUCUGCUGUAACUCCCUCAGCUGCUGCUGCCUCUUCUCGUCCUUUCAUUCCAGUCACUGAUGAUCCUGGAGCUGCCAGUAUCAUAGCAGAGACCAUGACGAAAACCAAAGAAGAUGUAGAAAGCCAAAGUAAAGUAUCUGGUCCUGAGCCCCAAUACUUGGAUGAGUUCACUAGUCUUUUAGUACCGGAUGACACACGAGUCAUGGUUGACCUGCUGAAGCUUGCUGUCUCCACCAGGGCUGGUGAGAAGGGAAAGGAUGUUCUUUCCGCUGUGCUGUCUGGAAUGGGCACUGCAUACCCACAGGUUGCUGACAUGUUGUUGGAGCUGUGUGUUACAGAGUUAGAAGAUGUGGCUACCGACUCGCAAAGUGGUCGUCUUUCUUCACAGCCAGUGGUGGUGGAAAGUAGCCAUCCAUAUACAGAUGAUACUUCAACCAGUGGCACUGUUAAAAUACCAGGUGCCGAGGGACUCAGAGUAGAAUUUGAUCGCCAGUGUUCUACAGAGCGGCGCCAUGACCCUCUCACCAUAAUGGAUGGAGUCAACAGGAUAGUUUCAGUCCGAUCAGGUCGUGAGUGGUCCGAUUGGUCUAGUGAAUUGCGAAUUCCAGGAGAUGAAUUAAAGUGGAAGUUCAUCAGUGAUGGCUCUGUGAAUGGAUGGGGAUGGCGAUUCACUGUUUAUCCUAUCAUGCCAGCUGCAGGCCCUAAAGACCUCCUUUCAGAUCGCUGCAUUCUUUCUUGUCCAUCAAUGGAUUUGGUAACAUGUUUGCUGGAUUUCCGCUUGAAUUUUGCUUCCAAUAGGAGUAUAGUUCCUCGCCUGGCCGCGUCACUUGCAGCGUGUGCUCAAUUAAGUGCCCUAGCUGCUGGACACAGAAUGUGGGCCUUGCAGAGACUACGAAAGCUGCUAACAACAGAGUUUGGCCAAUCUAUCAACAUAAACAGGAUUCUAGGGGAUAAUGAUGGAGAAACACGAACUAUGAGUUUCACAGGCAGUGCUUUAGCUGCUUUGGUUAAAGGCCUUCCAGAAGCUUUGCAGCGGCAGUUUGACUAUGAAGAUCCUAUUGUGAGAGGUGGCAAGCAGUUGCUUCACAGCCCUUUCUUUAAGGUGCUUGUAGCUCUUGCUUGUGAUCUAGAAUUGGACACUCUUCCUUGCUGUGCAGAGACACACAAAUGGGCUUGGUUCAGAAGAUACUGUAUGGCCUCCAGGGUUGCUGUUGCUCUUGAUAAGAGAACUUCAUUGCCUCGCCUUUUCCUUGAUGAGGUGGCAAAGAAAAUCCGAGAAUUAAUGGCAGAUAAUGAGAAUAUGGAUGUUCUCCAUGAGAGCCAUGAUGCCUUUAAGAGAGAGCAAGAUGAACAGCUUGUGCAAUGGAUGAACAGGAGACCAGAUGACUGGACCCUUUCAGCUGGAGGUAGUGGCACUAUUUAUGGUUGGGGUCAUAAUCAUAGAGGACAGCUUGGAGGUAUUGAAGGGGCAAAGGUGAAAGUUCCAACUCCAUGUGAAGCCCUUGCCACACUUAGACCUGUGCAGUUAAUUGGUGGUGAACAGACUCUGUUUGCCGUGACUGCUGAUGGGAAGCUUUAUGCCACUGGAUAUGGUGCAGGUGGCAGGCUUGGAAUUGGAGGAACUGAGUCAGUUUCCACACCAACAUUACUGGAAUCCAUUCAGCAUGUGUUCAUAAAGAAAGUUGCUGUGAACUCAGGAGGAAAGCACUGUUUGGCACUAUCUUCAGAAGGAGAAGUUUAUUCUUGGGGUGAGGCAGAAGAUGGUAAACUGGGUCACGGAAACAGAAGUCCUUGUGAUCGUCCUCGUGUAAUUGAGUCUUUGCGAGGGAUAGAAGUAGUUGACAUCGCUGCUGGUGGAGCACACAGUGCAUGUAUUUCUGCAGCAGGGGAUCUUUAUACAUGGGGAAAAGGGAGAUAUGGACGCCUUGGGCAUGGAGAUAGUGAGGAUCAGCUAAAACCCAAACUGGUGGAAGCAUUGCAGGGCUAUCGUGUGAUCGACGUAGCCUGUGGUAGUGGAGAUGCACAGACAUUGUGUCUGACUGAUGAUGAUACUGUCUGGUCAUGGGGUGAUGGAGAUUAUGGAAAACUUGGGAGAGGGGGCAGUGAUGGCUGUAAAGUACCAAUGAAGAUUGAUUCCCUUACAGGCCUUGGAGUGGUUAAAGUGGAAUGUGGAUCACAAUUCUCUGUGGCUCUUACCAAGUCCGGAGCAGUAUAUACCUGGGGUAAAGGAGAUUAUCAUCGAUUAGGCCAUGGAUCUGAUGACCAUGUGAGAAGACCUCGACAAGUACAAGGGCUGCAAGGAAAGAAAGUCAUCGCAAUAGCUACUGGCUCUUUGCACUGUGUUUGCUGCACUGAAGACGGUGAAGUGUACACGUGGGGAGAUAAUGAUGAAGGGCAGCUUGGAGAUGGGACAACUAAUGCUAUUCAAAGACCCCGGUUGGUUGCAGCACUUCAGGGUAAAAAAAUAAACAGAGUUGCCUGUGGGUCAGCACAUACUUUAGCCUGGUCGACUAGUAAACCUGCUAAUGCUGGCAAGCUUCCUACCCAAGUUCCUAUGGAGUACAACCAUCUACAGGAAAUACCAAUAAUUGCAUUGAGAAACAGACUGUUGUUACUGCAUCACAUCUCUGAACUAUUUUGUCCUUGCAUUCCCAUGUUUGAUCUCGAAGGACGCCUUGAUGAAACGGGCCAGGGACCCUCUAUUGGGUUUGAUACUUUACGGGGAAUUCUGAUAUCGCAGGGAAAGGUAUUUAUCAGGGUAAAGCGUUCUAGAAGUAAAGGUGGAUUGGCUGGUCCUGAUGGUACAAAGUCAGUGUUUGGUCAAAUGUGUGCUAAAAUGAGUUCCUUCAGUCCAGACAGUCUUCUCCUACCUCAUCGUGUUUGGAAAGUAAAGUUUGUUGGCGAGUCUGUGGAUGACUGUGGUGGAGGUUACAGUGAAUCAAUAGCAGAAAUGUGUGAAGAGCUCCAGAAUGGGCUUACCCCUCUCCUCAUUGUGACCCCGAAUGGAAGAGAUGAAUCUGGAGCAAAUAGAGAUUGCUUCCUGUUAAACCCUGCUGCCAAGUCUCUCUUACAUAUGAACAUGUUUCGUUUCCUGGGUGUGCUGCUGGGCGUUGCUAUCAGAACUGGCAGCCCGCUAAGCCUCAAUCUGGCAGAACCAGUAUGGAAACAGCUGGCAGGGAUGAACCUAACAAUUGCUGACCUCAGUGAGGUUGAUAAAGAUUUUAUUCCUGGGCUUAUGUACAUUCGAGACAACGAAGCUACUUCUGAAGAGUUCGAAGCCAUGAGCCUUCCCUUCACAGUGCCAAACGCAAGUGGUCAAGACAUUCAAUUGAGUUCCAAAUAUACCCAUAUUACACUGGAUAAUAGAGCUGAAUAUGUGAGACUGGCAAUAAACUACAGGCUUCAUGAAUUUGAUGAACAAGUUGCAGCAGUUCGGGAAGGGAUGGCCCGGGUUGUUCCUGUUCCUCUUCUUUCACUCUUUACGGGAUAUGAACUGGAAACAAUGGUAUGUGGAAGCCCAGAUAUCCCACUUCACCUUUUGAAGUCUGUAGCAACAUAUAAGGGAAUUGAACCUACCGCCUCCUUGAUACAGUGGUUCUGGGAGGUGAUGGAAUCCUUCUCCAAUACAGAACGAUCUCUCUUCUUACGUUUUGUAUGGGGCAGGACAAGGCUACCUAGAACUAUUGCAGACUUCAGAGGCAGGGACUUUGUUAUUCAGGUUUUGGAUAAAUACAAUCCUCCAGACCACUUCCUUCCUGAGUCCUAUACAUGCUUCUUUCUGCUGAAACUGCCCAGGUAUUCUUGUAAGCAGGUACUGGAGGAAAAACUGAAAUAUGCCAUUCAUUUCUGCAAGUCCAUAGACACUGAUGAUUAUGCCCGGAUAGCACUGACAGGAGAGCCAGCUGCUGAUGACAGUAGCGAUGAUUCCGACAAUGAAGAUGCAGAUUCUUUUGCUUCAGACUCUACACAGGAUUAUUUAACAGGACAUUGAAGCAAAUAACAUAAGAGACAAAUGUGUCACAAGCACUGAGGCAUGAAACGCCACUAGUGGCAUUUGAGCAAAGGAGUACAGAAUAUGUAUAACCAGAGGAAUACUAAUCUUCUGAACGUGGGGAAAGCUUGUUUGUUACUCACAAUAGGAAUAAUGGAGUAUAACUUAAGACAUCUGCUUAGAAUAAAUGGCACGGUAUAUGGGCAUUUAACAUUUAUUUUAAGAGUUGAGAGUGUCCCCCAUAAGACUGCACUACAUUUAGAAGCUUUGUGUUUACUAAAGUGUUGUAAAUGUUUAUAUACAUAUGGUAGUGCAGCAUCCAGAAAAAGCAGUGAAACCUUUAAAUUGUGGGUGCAAUAGAUUUUUUUCAUAAUAAGUGUUGUGUUCUGUGUAACUUCUUGAUUGUAUAUUGGAAAUACUGUGCAGCAGCUGAAUAGUAUUAUAAAUAUUUCAAUUAACUUUACUAGAAGUUUGUUUAUUAAAAAACUUUUUGAACAUUAAAUUAUCAGUAUUCCUUGAAAUACAUCUAUAGGUAAUUAAACGAAAAAGGCCAUUAGGUUCACUUCCUCUCCCUGUUUGUAUAUUUUAGCUUAUGCAUUAUGUAUCUCAAAUCGAUACCUUUCUGUGAACAACAUCAUAUUUCUUAUCAUGGGAAGUGUAUUGUAUAUAAUUAAUUUGUGCCAUGUAUAUGCAAAAAUUAUAAUUUCCCUCCAAAUAAAACUUCUGUCACAAA